Maniola jurtina (meadow brown) is the source of this 4761-nucleotide messenger RNA. RefSeq names its product E3 ubiquitin-protein ligase RNF19B-like. Gene Ontology annotation, molecular function: zinc ion binding; ubiquitin conjugating enzyme binding; ubiquitin protein ligase activity. Gene Ontology annotation, cellular component: ubiquitin ligase complex; cytoplasm. NCBI's taxonomy places the organism in Eukaryota, Metazoa, Arthropoda, Insecta, Lepidoptera, Nymphalidae. The transcript is spliced from 9 exons. The coding region runs from base 575 to 2248 and encodes 557 amino acids. The record is from RefSeq and is a predicted model, not a curated record. Gene Ontology annotation, biological process: positive regulation of proteasomal ubiquitin-dependent protein catabolic process; ubiquitin-dependent protein catabolic process; protein polyubiquitination.
AUUCAGUAGUCUGUGAUUGCCCUUCUCGUUCUCGAUUACGAUUUUUAUAUGAAUGCGAGUAGCACAGACUAGAGUCUACAACUAAUAAUAAUCGAGUAGUCGCUCUCGUUGGUUGAAUUGUUGCGCUUGGGUUAUAGUCUUUACUUUUUAUCUUUUGUAUAAUUUUUUAUUUUGUAAAACAUUAGAAUCUCGAACAUUACUAAAAGUUUAGCUAUAGUUUGUUAGAUUUAAUAUAAACUCCUGCCAAUCGUGUUAAAAUCCCCGGAAAGCUUUUUGCCUGUACAAAGGAGUAAAACGGGAUGCUGCUAAAAACUGCAUCCGAAAUUGUGGACGUGCCCGAUUUCAUCUACCGAAUCUGACCAUUGCCACUUUCUCUCGCUUGUGCGUCUCGUCGUGCCGUGAACUGUUACUCAAAACUUGUGAAAAGAAUUCUAAAAAUUCUGUUAGUACGUGACGUGAUUCAGUCUUCAGAUGGUUCGUAAAAUCGUAACGGUAGUCUGUCUCUGACGCCUGCCGUGUUAACAUCGGUUUAACUUGUGUUCAAAGUUAGUGUGAUGUAUAUUUUCGUGUCGUGAUGGUGGAACGCGAAGGGAUGAGGCGCGGCGGCUGUGGCUGGGGCGGCGGAGUCCUCGGCCGUUGGUCCCUGCGCCGAUUGCUCUUGGACAGCCCUUUAGUGGGACGGAGGCUGGCGCAUUCAGUAUUGGAGCAGGGAGAGCGGGCCGUGAGAUUGGGCCCGGAAACGGCGCAGGCGAGGCCGCCAGUGCAAUAUAUCGCUGAGGACGAAGAGGGCGAAGUGCUAGACUGUCCGCUAUGCCUGUCCACGCUGAGCGCGGCCGGCAUGGUGCGGCUGGCGUGGUGCGCGCACCGCUGCUGCGAGCCCUGCCUGCGCCAGUACCUCGCCAUCGAGAUCUUCGAGGCCAGGGUGCCCGUCAACUGCCCCGUUUGCCACGAGAACAUGCACCCGUCGGACGUGCGUCGAAUAGUGGACAACCCGACGCUAUACGACAAAUACGAGGAGUUCUCCGUGCGGCGCGCGCUCGCCGCCGACCCCGACACGAGAUGGUGUCCCGCGCCGGACUGCAGUUUCGCGGUAGUGGCGACGGGCUGCGCGUCGUGUCCGAAGCUGACUUGCCUAGCGCCCGGCUGCGGGGCCUCCUUCUGCUACCACUGUAAGGCAGCGUGGCAUCCCACGCAGACCUGCGACGCGGCCAGGCGCAGCCGACAGCCGCCGCCCAGAGCACCGGCGCCCUCACACAGCGAGAUGGAGCAUGGCGAAGUAAAGCCGUGCCCGCGCUGCUCGGUACUCAUCGUGAAGGUGGAGGACGGGUCGUGCAACCACAUGGUGUGCUGCGUGUGCGGCGCCGAGUUCUGCUGGCUCUGCAUGAAGGAGGUCUCCGAUCUGCACUACCUCAGUCCGAGCGGCUGCACGUUCUGGGGCAAGAAGCCGUGGUCGCGUAAGAAAAAGCUGCUGUGGCAGCUGGGCACGCUGGCGGGCGCGCCGCUCGGUAUCGCCGUGGUGGCGGGCGUGGCGCUGCCCGCGUUGCUGGUGGGGCUCCCGCUGUGGGCCGGCCGCCGCGCGCACCGCCGCUUACGCCGCGCGCGCCCCGCCCGGCGCCGCGCGGCCGUGGCCGCUGCCGUCGCUGCUGCGUUAAUAGUAUCCCCCCUGGUGGCGGGCCUGGCGGUGGGCAUCGGCGUGCCGAUCCUGUUGUUCUACGUAUACGGCGUGGUACCGGUUUCGCUGUGCCGCGCGGGAGGCUGCGCCGCCGCGCCUACGCCCUUCGACGACGAGCGCGACCAGCCCAUGGACAACGCGCUGGACCUGGACGCGGCCUCACGCCGACUGGAGCCCAGCAUCGGCGACGCGUCGCUGUCGGCCGGGUCGCAGCAAGCCGAGGUGCGCGCGCCAUCGCUGGCCGGGCUGGCAGGGUCGCUGGGCGGGCACGAGGCCGCCUCACACGGCGCCGCCUCGCCCGCCGCGCACCGCCUCGAGGUGACGGCCGACGUGGCCGCCUCCGACACCGCCAGCGCCGCCAGCUGGCCCGACGAUCUGCCCUCCACUUCGGCCGCCACCUCGAGAUCCGCCGCCAGGCUGCGGAGUCUGUUCCUCUACGGCUCCGCCCAUCCGCCGUCCGACCUGGAGGCGGGGGACACUCAACUUCCUCCCGUAGUGACCCCGUGUUCGCGAGUCGAAGUUUCCAACGCGUGCGAGACGCGACUCGCCCGAUCCCCCUCGCCGGACGCGUCGUAACGAAUCGCGUUGUAACUGAAACGAACAGUGAUUUAAUAAUUAGGAUAAAAUAAGUGGAUAGUGUGAAAAUCUCAGUGGAGUUGUGAUUUUGACUGUAAAGUGACAGUCGAGUGAAUAGUGAUUUCCGAUUACCUUAAUUAAACCUCUGUUUUAUGUUUCUCAAUUAUUUGUUGCCAGCCUCGAGUAAAACGAAAUACAACCAAAUUGACUGCAUGACUAUUUGAGUUGCGUUAAAAAAAUGCCCAAUUGAAGCAUAAAAGAUAUUAUAUGUAUAACUCGCGAUGUGACCCAAAUUUUGAAAGAAACCAAUUGAAAUGCAGCAUUGCUAAUCACCGCGUUAAUCAAAGCGGCUAUAAAGAUUACCGAUUACUAUACAUGUCAUAGACAACCAACAACCUCUAUGUACUAUAGUUGAAUAUUUUAAUUAAACAACAUUUUUUGACGUCUCCAGUGCUACCCUAUUUUGAUAUGCGAAAUAAAUAGUACGGGGAGCAAAAAGAAAUUGCUAAGAAUCACCAACUCAGUUGGUACAGAAGCUAUGGCAACUUUAGAAAUGUGUCAAACAUUGUGAGUCAAUGAUUCAAUGGAAUUAUAAUGGUAUAAAAAUUAUAAAAAACUUAAUCACCUGCUGUAAAUUGGUUAGUAACAUCUAGGACCACCUAAUUACUCAAUAUAAUUUAUAUUUAUGUAAAUCAUAUUUGAAAGCCCUUUUUUAAAGCACUAUUAUACAAUUCAUACAUAUUAUAUUUUAGUUACUAUUUAGUAGUUUUAUAAUAUUUCCUUUUUACUCUGCUUGUGUGAACUCAGGAACUGGUUCAUUGACUCAUUCACAUGACACAACUGAACCACAUCACUAUUAUCUUAAAUAUGGCAUCUUUAUUUUACGAUUAGUUACUGUCAAAAUGUGAUUUUUAACUAAAAAUUCCCUAUACACACUAGACAGGUUAUUUCGAACAAAAAAAAAUUGCCGGUUUCAACUCACUUUUGCUUAUAACUUGGUGGCAGUCAUACCAAUUUUGACAGCUUCCUAGAAAACAAUUUUUGAUCGAAAUGACCCAUCUGGUGAACACUUCCCACCAGAACAUAAUCCUGUCAGAUACAGAAGGCUCGCUCCGUAAAGAUGUUCAAAUAAAUAACAACUCUGUUAUGGCGCCGUAAAGUACAAUUCAUCUCGCAUGGUAUGUUGUGGUCUAAAAUUUAACAAAUGCCUCUCUUUCUAUUGUAUAUAAAUCGUAUAUUCUUCUUUCCAUUCUCUCUCUGUCCCUACCUCUGUCACAUAAUCUUAUCACGCGAGUGCUAUUGAAGGGAUGUAGCGCCAUAGAUACAUUUCUCGGGUCCUGUGGAUAAGUGAGCGUAGCCUGGUACAUAGUACAUAGAAGUUGUUGUAGCCUAUUAUAGUUUGGUUCUGCUAUGAUUUGCAGCUAGGUGAUGAUUCCUUUGAGUUCCAUGUAAAGUACGCGACCGCGACGCGCGACACUGUCGCGGGAAUGCAGUGUCGCGCGUCGCUGUCGCCUGUCUCAAGCUACAUACAUACAUACAUACUCUACGUCUCUUUACACAAGGCACUACGCGUUGCGAUGGCGUACUAGUCUACCUUAAAAUUAAUUAGUAUUAUUUCGCGACAACCCUAUGACAACUUAACUAAUUUAAUUAAUUGUAAGGAUCGCCAAAAUAAACGAUGCCUAGAUGAUGAUAUUGACGGCUCUCGAUAGAUGCUUCGCGCUUUCAGUGCAGGGCCCUCAUUCUCUAUGACACUUGUUAUCUUAACUAGCCACUUGAUGAUUGAUUCUUGAAAGGCAAAUAAUAAUAAUGAGUUGCACAUACAUACUGGCAAAAUAAAUGACAUUAAAUAAUAUGAAAAGUUGCACUAUUAGAUGGCAUUAAUAGUCACUUGAGUACUAAAUAAAGAUACAUCUCUGGCACUUGGCGGUAAUGAACAGUGGCCUGGUAGUCAAAGGCGCUCCAGAGAGAAGUUGGUUCGAAUCCUGCUGGUUCUGCAAUUUUUGAUAUGUAUUUAAAAUUAUUAAGCCUUGAAGUCUUAGUAAAAACACUACAAUAAAAAAUUAUAAAAUAAAUGAUUAUGAUUACACUCGAGAUCCAUACAAUAGGCGUUACGAAUACAGUUCUGACCUUGAACCUGCGCAGUAGAUGAUUUAGCGAUCCUGAUUGUAAAUCAAAAAACUAAUUUCGUCAGAAUUUAUAUACUCUUUCUUUCUCUACACACCUCUAAUGUAAGUCAUAUAAAUAAAAAAAUAGGAUGUAUAAUUGUUUUGUUAACAAAAUGAUGCGCAGGCCAGAAGGUCGACGGCGCGAAUGUCAUAGAGAAAAAGAACCCAGUGUUGUUCUAUCUGAUAUUUGUGAUACUUUGAAUAAUAAUUACUAUUAAUAAUCUAAAUUAUUUAAUUUUUCACGUUUGUAGGCGAAAUGUAAAUAGUCAUAAGCUAUAACUACAUAAUAUUAUGUUAUGUAAAUCAUAGAAAUUGUAAACUAUCAUUAAAAUGUGAUUAUACCUA